AUGUCAUUGAGCAAAUCCUCCGCUCCAUCAACCGCCCGUUCAGUGUUCCGUUUCGUGUUCUCACGAAACGCCAGCACGUCUUCGCCGACGCCGACGCCAGCGAGAAUCCAAAUCAAAGUUCCGUCAGCCGAGCAGGGACACUUCCAGUACUCGCGUAACUGGUCAAGAGAUCCACGCUUCGUCAAAGUCGCUAUUCAGAAGGGAGACACGCCUUAUCAAUUCCUCGUCCGUCGUCUUGGCCACGCCUACGAAGUCUACCCACUAUUCUUCCUGACCGGUGCCUGGUUCGCUCUCUUCCUCUCCGCCACCUACUGGAGCUUCGGAAAAGCUGAAAUCUGGCUCGACAGAUCCCAUACAACUGCUCCAUGGGACUGGGAGAGACUCCGUGACAACUACUGGAAACUUCCAACCGUCGCUUUCGAUAUGGAUGGACGCACUCGUAAGAGAUGUGAGAUUAUGGAACAACUUCAGGAUGAAAUGUUGGAGGCGGCCAAGAAAAGAGGAACGAGAUAA
Messenger RNA from Caenorhabditis briggsae, 513 nucleotides. NCBI's taxonomy places the organism in Eukaryota, Metazoa, Nematoda, Chromadorea, Rhabditida, Rhabditidae. The record is from RefSeq and is a predicted model, not a curated record. The transcript has 2 exons. The coding region runs from base 1 to 513 and encodes 170 amino acids.